This is a messenger RNA of Colias croceus (clouded yellow), 3322 nucleotides long. RefSeq lists its product as uncharacterized. Bases 74 to 2980 code for a protein of 968 amino acids. The transcript is spliced from 3 exons. Lineage: Eukaryota; Metazoa; Arthropoda; Insecta; Lepidoptera; Pieridae. The record is from RefSeq and is a predicted model, not a curated record.
AGUUAAUUUUGGAGAUGUGGUGAUCAACACACGAACAACUAAAACUAUAAGAAUUUGGAAUGAGUCUAAUCAAAUGUCUGCCAGGAUGAUGUACAAAAGAGUAACAGGUUUUGAAGUAACCCCACAAAGUUUUAGUAUUCCACCGAAUUCUUCUAGGAAAAUAACAGUUUCAAUAAAGCCUACUUGCCUCAAAUUGAGCAACAAAAUUACUUUUGAAAUUAGAAACCCCCAUGACAAGUAUGAGAAACCAUUACACGAUGAAGAGGAAACCGAUACAAAUUUUAUAGAAUAUACAGUAAAAUUCAAAUUAAAUGUCAUUUACCAAAAAAUAACAAUAAAGACAAAGUUAGAAUCGCUUCAUAAAUUGCACGAUGUUAACCCAGCUUACACGUAUACAGGUGCUGAAUUAGAACAGCAUUUACAACGUAAAAAUGUUGCUUUUAAACAUUUACAAAUAUCAAAGUCAUCCUAUGCUAAAAAACCAAUUUAUGAAAAAUUUACUACGGGAAAAGAAAGAUGCUAUUCAUAUACUUCAACGAAACCGAUUCCUAAUGACGGAAAUUUCUGUAAACAAACUAAGGAAGAUAUUCUUCCAUAUGAUUUAUUCGGCAUCGUCUUCUCGCCUUUUUGUAUUAAUUUUGGCAGAGUUGGAUUACUUACUUAUGGAGAACACGAUUUAAUUGUUCAAAAUAAAACGAAGCAUGAAUUCUGUAUCGAUUUUUUAAAAGACAGCUGUGUCCUCUAUGGACACGAACGAAAGAGAUCUUUAAAAAUAAAACUCCGUCCGCAUAAUGAUAAAGUAAUAACGAUCCAUUGCUUAGGAUCUUUUGAAGGAAACCUUAACGGAACGUUUGAUUAUAUAAUUAGUCAGAAAUACUACAGAAAACACCCUUACAGUCUCCAAGUGGGAAACCCUGGUCUUAUGAUCUAUGAUAAAUGUAUAAAAUUUGGGAUGGUAACCGCUGAAAGCUUUGUAACGUCGGUACCAAUUAAAAUAUACAAUCAUUAUAAUACUCCUGUUAAUUUUAAAUGGAAUGAAUUUCAUUCAGAUACCCCAUUCGAAAUAUCACCUACGUCUGGAACAAUACCUGAACAUUCCUGUAAGAUUUGUGAUGUAACAUAUGUGUGUAAAGCCACAAAAACUAAAAGUCACGAAGUGGAUCUUGUAUCGGAAGGGAAUUACACAAAAAUAAUACCGGUGGAGCUAAAUGUUAUCACAAGAAAACUGACAAUAAAGUUUUUACAAUUAGCCGUAGUUUUCAAAGACAUUGCUUUAAACGUAGAGACAACAGAGAUGGUUAAACUCGAGAAUUCAUCUCGAGAGAUUGCCUUAUUUCAUGUAGUAGAGCCAUUAAUACCCGGUUUAAAAAUAGAACCCAUGUGUGGCAUCAUCCGCCCUAAAAUGUUACUAAACUUUAAAAUUACAGUAAAAAUACCUUGCAUUUUAGAGUUUUCAUUCGAUAUAUAUGUUAAAAUAAAUAACAAAGAGAAUGUUAUUCUACCAGUGAGUGGUAAUGUUGUUGAACCGAAAAUCUUAAUUCAUCCAAAAAAUAUAUUUAUGUCCAGGGUUCCGUGCGAUAUGAUCACAUAUGUUCCCGUUACGUUUCAAAAUUUAAGCACAUUACUUACAUUUAUAGAAAUACUAGAUACCGGCGAUGAAAAUAUAUUUAAUGUGUAUACGGCAAUAGGAAAUGAAAAAAAGAGACUAUUUGAAUUUUCAAUUGAAGGAGGACAGACGAAAAUUGUUUUUAUUAAAAUAUGUGAUGUUUUUCGACGAGAAUAUGAAAUGUAUAUACCGUUCAAAAUAAAUGGAAUACUAGGUCCACCCUGCGAAGAUACUUCGUCAACAGAACUUCGUUAUUACAUCGGUGAUCAUGAAAAAUAUUAUGAAAAUAAUUCGAAGGUAAAAUUGAAACCAGUUAACAAAGACAUAAGUUACUGCAGAUUGACUGGUGUUAUUACUGUGCCAUGGAUUAAUUUUUCAGUAGAUAAAUUUGAACUUAAUUGUGGUACAAAUAAAAACGCAAGCUUAGACUUUACAAUGACCAACGUGUCUAAGUACAAUUUAUAUGUUACUAUCUUAACAUCGAAGUUGUCUCCAAAUUUUACACUAGAUUUACAUACAGCUGACAACCAGUCAAUAAUUAACGAAACCCAUAUAAAAUUCGAAUUGGAUCGAGGAAUGAUAGCAAAUUUUACAUUAAGCUUUCACCCAAAAUGCCAUGGAAGAUUUGUAUCUGUAGCAUUGCUAUAUCUGGAUAAGCAAAUGACGAUACCGUACUAUAAUUUAACUUUUAUUGGAAAAAAACAGACACCUGAUAUGGUUCCAAGCACUCACAGAAUUAUUUUUCCUCCGUGCCACCCUAGCGAAGUUAUAUCUCGAAAUAUAACCCUUCGAAUAGAAUCAAACUCAAAUAUCGAAGACUUUUCCUGUUGUUCUAAAGAAGAACCAAAUAUUAUAGUAAAACUGAUAGAUUCCAACAAUAUACAAGAAAACGAUAAGUAUUACACCGUUGUUUCCGUGAAAAUUACAGCAAGCUGUAAAGUAUCUUAUGCAAGAAAUAUGACACUUAACUUUAGCCAUAUCAGUGGUUCAUGUUGUGAUGUUGAAGUCAGUUUUUGUUUUACAUAUUGUCCUUUGACAUUACAUACAAACAAUUUUGUUAAACCGAAUGAAAAUCCUUAUCCCUUUUAUCCACUUGAUACACAAACUGAACUUUAUGGAUACAUGGAGGCGUGUACAAAUUUUCUUGAGAAAUGGAUGUAUCAACAAGGAUUCAGAAGAGAUUUAUAUCCCAUAAUUCCGGAUACAUUUCACGCUAUUUCUUCAGCCUUAUCAUCUCAAGGUGGAGGUACAAAAACUAAGGGAAUAAAUGUGUCCUAUCUAAAUUUUGUCAAAAGAAUCGCAGGACCAUUGAUGAAACACGUUCGGAAAAUUACUUCAUCAGCCGCAUCCCCGUCUUGGUACUGCGGUAUAUGAGCAAUGAGUAUACAACUGGCCUGAUUACCGCUAAACACUAACUAAAAAAAUGUCUGAUAGGACUAUCUGUAAAGAAGAUGCAGCAAAAUGCUCCCAAGAGAGUUGGUGGCAUAAAUUAUACACUCAUAAACACUAGAAAUAGACUGACUUUUAUUAUUUUAAGUUUGAUUUUCUUAUUGACAAUACAUAAUAACGAAUUAUAAAUUCCUCCAUUCCUCCAUUCUUUGUGUUUCCAUUUGUACGGACUACGUAGGUACUUGCAAUCAAUUAUUAUUCGAACAAUUGAUCCAAUAUUACAAUUCCCACAAUAUGUAGGUAAUUAAAUCGUUUUAAACUCUAAUU